Molecule: messenger RNA, 3071 nt
Organism: Paramisgurnus dabryanus
Lineage: Eukaryota; Metazoa; Chordata; Actinopteri; Cypriniformes; Cobitidae
Source: RefSeq, a predicted model, not a curated record
GGGGAGGUGCUGAGAGAAACCGAACAAAAAGAUAGCACCAAAAAAAUAAGGAUAAAGUCAAGGGCGACAAGAGAGAUGAGCAUUACCGGUGGGAAUACUCGCUAUGUGUCUACUUUCAAGAUGCAGCUGUCGGCCCCCAAGUCAAAGGGGGCCAAUGCACAAGACCCCCAACCCGCAGUUGUGAGGAAUGGUGAAGAGACAUCCAGUGCAGUGAGCACAAAAAACAUCCAUACGAGAGGUCUGGAUCCACCCCUUUUUAUCAAGCCCCUUCAAGACUGUUUGGUCGAUGAAGGAAAUGACAUCAUUUUGAAGGGUAUUAUUACGGGAAGUCAGCCAAUCAGCGUUUGCUGGCUUCAUAAUGGUGAGGCGGUCCAGUUUGGUAAAUCCUCUUUAGAGGGUACAGACGUGAGUCUGGUUGUUAAAGAGUGUCUCCCAGAAGAUGCUGGGGCUUAUACCUGUGUCGCUGAAAACACGGCAGGAAAAACAUCUAGCAGUGCAGCCGUCUGUGUGAGAGACUAUGAAACAAUUUUUGGGGUCAACAACAACAUCGCACACACGUCUCAUUCUCAGUCACCUCAUCCUCUCACUCCUGAUGUGGUAAACGGGUUAUUAAACUCAAUCGGGAAGAUGCCAGAUGACAUCAGUGUUUUUAAAGAGUCGCAUUCUCCUCACACACCCCAGACAGGAAGUCCAGAUACAAGCUCUCCAACAAACAAAAAAGAGGUGCCAGUGAAAAGGAAAAGCAGCUCUUGUACCGCGCCACCUCUGCAGUUCAUAGCUCCAUUAGAUUGUUUGGAGGUCCGUGUUGGAGAGACGGCCCGACUGACCUGUGCGUUCAAAGGCAGUUCGCCAGUGGUGUCUUGCUGGAUCCGAAACAAAAAGGAGGUGGUAGAAAGCUCCAGGUUUCAAAUAGAGAAAUCUGAUGAGAGCAGUUCUCUGGUGAUCCUUAACGUUUUACCAGAUGACUCUGGACGUUAUACGGUAUUUGUACGAGAUCGCAAAAGUUCAGCUCAACACACGUUGACCCUGCGUGUCAUUGAUCGUCCCCAGCCUCCUGCUUCCUGUCCUGUGCCGUGUGUUGUCUCUUCUCUCUCUCUGGUCUUGUCCUGGUCUGGUCCUUCUUAUGAUGGUGGCAGUGCUGUGACAGGAUACGUGGUGGAGGUUUGUGAAAGCCCUGCUGAGAGUGGACACUGGAAAGAGCUCACGGCCGAGUGCACGAGCACUUCAUUCAGGGUGAGCUCAGGCCUGAAGCCGCAAGGAGAGUACCGCUUCCGGGUCAGGGCGUAUAACGCUGUGGGAGUCAGUGAACCGAGUCAAGAGUCGCAGCCAAUCAGAAUGGAGAUCCCAGGAGACGCCACUGAAGAGACGCCCGUGGAGUAUGUGAAUGUCAUCAUCAAUACUGAAAAUAAAAUAACCGAUCACUUCAUUGUCCAGGAAAGACUCGGAGUAGGUAAGUUCGGGCAGGUCUUUCGGAUGACCCAUAAGGAGACGGGCCGUGUUUGCGCUGGAAAGUUUUAUAAGGGACGUCGAGCAAAGGAGAGGGAAGCUGCGAGAAAAGAAAUCGAGCUAAUGAAUUUCUUACAUCAUCCUAAGCUGGUCCAGUGUCUCGCCGCAUAUGACAACAAGUCUGAGAUGGUCAUGGUGAUGGAAUAUGUUGCUGGUGGCGAGCUGUUUGAGCGUAUUGUGGAUGACAGUUUUGAACACACCGAGAUUACCUGUGUGGGAUACAUGCAACAGAUUUUGGAGGGAAUUCAGUACAUGCACCAGCAAAACAUUGUCCAUCUAGACCUUAAACCUGAAAACAUUGUCUGUGUGGACAGAACUGGGAUUCAGAUCAAGAUCAUUGACUUUGGAUUAGCUGGCAAGCUGGAUCCCAACGUACCUCUGAAGGUAAUGCAAGGCACUCCUGAAUUUGUUGCUCCAGAGGUGAUCAACUUUGAGCCUGUUACUUUGGUCACUGACAUGUGGAGCAUUGGGGUCAUCUGCUACAUCCUGCUGAGUGGUGAAUCCCCGUUCCAGGGUGAAAGUGACACAGAGACUUUGUCUCUUGUAACAGCUGCACAAUGGGAGUUUGAUGAGGAGAGCUUUGAAGAUAUCACUGACCUAGCCAAGGAUUUUAUUAGCUCUCUGCUCAGCAAAGAUGUCAGACGUAGGAUGUCAUGUAAUGAUGCUUUAGCGCACCCUUGGAUGGCAUACUUGUGUGUAGACAACGCCAACAGCGCCACCAAAACACUAUCCAAGGACAAGAUGAAGAAAUUCCUGACUAGGCAGAAGUGGAAGAAAACAGGUAAAGCUUUGCUGGCUUUGAAAAGGAUGGCAAUACUGGCCAAACCAGAGGGUUCUGCAAUCUUAAGCCCUGUAGAUGAGACCGAGCAGGCAUUGCAGUCUCUGGAGCUAAAGCUGCAAUGUAAACCUGAGUUCAGUCAGACUCCAUGUGACCUGACUGUCUCGCAGGGCUCCAGUGCCAAACUCUCCUGUCUCAUCACAGGUUACCCUGAUCCUGAGGUGGUGUGGUUAAAGGACGGUGAGCUGCUGGAGUUAAAGGAGGGCUGUGUAACAGUGGACUAUGAGGAACAAGGCAGCUGUACUCUUACGCUAGAGGAGGUUUCGUUACACCACAGCGGCCUGUACUCAUGCAGAGCCACUAAUGCACAUGGGGAGGCGCUGUGCACUGUAACCCUUGCUGUAGUAGAAAAAGAUAGGCCUGUAGAUUCAUGAUAACGCAAACAUUUACAAAUUUAUAAUGCAUACAUUGUGUCUAUACAUAUCACACAACACGCACUCAAUCCAGUGUUGGGUUAAACAAUAGGUUAAAACAACCCAGCAUUUUUGGUUGAAACACCUCCGCAUAAAAUUACAACCCAUCGUUUUGGGUUUGUCAUGUUUUUUGACUCAACGCUGGGUUGAAAAUAACCCAUAAUUUUUAAAGAGCAUACAUGAAAUUAUUUAUGUUUAUAGAUAUCACACAAACCAUAUAUACAUAUAAACGCACACCAGAUAUGAUAUAAUAUAAUGUGAUAUUAUUGUUGAUAAAGUGUUAAAAAUGUAAUAAAUUGAUGCAUUACUUUCAA